CCACUAGAGGAAAAGUCAUCCUUGAGCCCAUUAUCCUGUGAUGUAGUUGUGGUUGGAGGUGGUAUUUCAGGAUUAUACAUGGCAGAGACACUCAUGCGAAGGAAGAAAGAACAUGACGUGUGUUUGUUUGAAAAAGAUCCAAGGUUCGGAGGAAGAAAUUAUGACGUCGCCUUUAAACAGGCUCAAAACGUCAGCCUAAGUAAGGAACUUCAUUUUUUCUUGAACUUGAUAAAUUCUUAGAAGAUUACUUGAAUAAAACAUAUGAUCAUUAACUAUUGGGGAGGGGAGGGGGUUAGUCUUAUCAUACAACGAAAGGAGUCAUUACUGUGAAGGAUACAGUGUUAUUGAGUGAAUUAACUGGUCACCGCUGAUCAGACAUAUAUGUUUCGAUCGCCAGCCCUUCAUGUUUCAGUGUGUUGUUCAUAUCAAUCGCGCGAGCGAGUAUAUACUUGCUGUACUUGCGAGUACAUGUAUACGGCUUGCGGUUUGUGUGUGCGGUGUUACUCAGUUUAAUCAUUAAUUGAAUGGUGAAGUUACGCUAACAUUAAAACAAAGAAAAAACUUAUUUAUUAACUAUUCAAAUGAAAAGCUUUUGUUGACUCCGUCACACGUCAAAAGCUACAUCCUAUAAAUUUAAAUUUCUUAGUUAGUUAAUAACUCUAUCUGAAACGUUUACUGGCGAAGCCAGCACAGUUCGUAAUGUGUUCAACAGAUUGCACCACACAAAAGUCAAAUCAAGGUAAAAACUAAGGGAAACUCGUGGAUGCAUUUUUUAGAAACUAAAGAGAACAGGGGAACGAUGAAAUAAACUAUUUAUUUCGAAGAUAUAUCCAGCAUAACGCUUUCUCAAACCCUUCACUAAUAACAUCAGACACAAAAGAACAAAGUUUUGGUUGAUUAAAACCAAAUUAAAAUUGUACAGAGUAAUGUUCCAUAGCACUGUUCAAAAGUAAAGUUUGAUCCGAUAUCCAACUAUUGGUGAACGCCUCGUUCCUUCAGGUCCUUUUUUUCCUUAGUGUUUGGAUGUCGGAUGAAACACGUGUUUCACAGAAAAUGUUAUUAAGAAGAAUCGGAUCUCUGCAACUGUAAAAUGGACCCACACCCAAGCGAUCGUUCAUUCUUCAGUAUGUAUUCCUUUAUUAGGUAUGGGAGCUUGGAGAGUAAACACAGCUCACAAGAAAAUGUUGUAAGUUUUCAAAAAUUGCUGCAGUUCUUAAUUUUAUACCUUUUACUUUAUGCCAAAAAUCAACUUUCUAACCUUGAGACUCAAGCUAAAUUAUUAAGAAGAACCUUUUAUGUUUUUUUCUUUUUCAGAAACUUAGCGGAAAGGCUCAAUAUCUCGAUGUUUAAGAUGCCUCCGUUGAGCAUUGAUUAUUUAGAAGGCAGAGGAAUUUAUGCCGACAACCAUCAGUCCUUCAAGGAAAAAGCCUUUCCCACUCUCAUGUCCACUAUCUUUGCUAACAUGACUCCUUCUCAGAUGUUUGCGUUCGCUUGGAGGAACAUGUCCAAAGAGAAAGCUUUAGAGUAUCCGUCUUACCAGGGUUUCCUUUGCCAGCGAGUUGGAAGUGAAGGAUGUGCCUUUUUAAAUCUGAUUUAUGGAAUAAAAAUGAAUUAUAAUAUAGCGAGAAGCACGAUGACUAGAUACGAGAGUAAUAACGGAAUGAAGUUUACAUCUGAAUACGUUAGACCAAGAGGUGGAUUAUCCGAAAUUGUGGAUGCUUUAGCGAAAUCUGUGAAGCGUUUUGGGGUUAGAAUGUACGCAAAGGAAGCUGUGAGCUCAAUCGACAGAGACGGAGAACGAAACACGUUUGUACUCCGUACUGAGCAUUACCUUGUAUCGGCUAAAAAGGUUAUCGUUGCUAUCCCAUUUUUGCCAUUAAAAGAGAUAAACGGUGAUAUCGCCUUUGAAAUAAAAAAUCAUGCUUAUUUCACACAUAUCAUUGGUCAAAAAUGCUUCAAAGCAGUGGCGAUUUACAAGUAUCCUUGGUGGGAAAACGCAACAUCGGUCCAUAACAUGUCGUUGAAGACCUGGAAAAGAUACGUAUCAACUGCUACUUGUUUGGUGAAUAUGAUGCCUUACAGGUAAGCUGAACGAAAAUCAUCCCCCUAUGUAAUUUUACCGGGGACAAAGUAACCUUUUAUGAUCGGAGCCAGAGCAAAAUAUUUUUUAGUUUCAUUGGGAUCUCUGGGUAAGGAGAAACUUACUUUUAUCAAGGCGCAGGGCUCAUCUCAGGGUUUUCAUGAAGCUUACUCUUGCAUAAGAUUAAAACUGACUGGAGGUAUAUUGGCCAUUUAGCUGAUGCUUUGAGACUGGCCAGGUCAACUUUGUGUCCAAUUGGAGGGUUCCCGAUAGGUUUUUUUGGGAUCCAGCGGGAUUUGCCUUAUUUGAGGGCAGAGAUGUUGGAAUUUAAACCAAAGUGGGAGCGCGGUGCUGGCUUGAAAUUAGCUGACUUUUCUUUCCAAAGGUAGUAAAUGUCGCGAAAAAAGUAAAAAAUAAUUUAAAAAAUGCUACUGAAAAAAUGAAAAAUUGCCGAAAAGUUGCCGAGCAAUUUGUGGCUAAGCCUAUUGCCAAGCUCUACCUGGCUGAUAAAGCACUAUCAUUUAAAUGAAGAUAUGAUCGUUGCGGUUGCCAUAGUGAUUUAAGCAAUUGCAAAUUAAGCUCCACCCCCCUUGCCAAAAAACAACAACAACAACAAUAAGGGAUUUUCAAAGAGAUUCAAGCAUAUGGCCUCUGUGUUAGCGCUGAACUACUCCACCAACUGAGAAAGGAAGACCCAUACAUUGGCAGCAGGCCAAUUUGCGACCUCGUCGAUCCCCAAGGCUUUCCGUCCCUCAAUUUUCUAAGGGAAAAGCCAUGCGGACGAAGUUGGCCAGUUUGUUGAGUUCUUCUUAACCCGCGAAAGGAAUAAAACACAGACAGAAUAAAGAUUAUGUGAACCCGGCAAAUAAAGAUAUGACCGAGGCUCACGUCAUCUUCAUUCUAUAUUAGCACUAUCUGUUACUAAUGCCGCAAAUUUCGAAUUGCCAAGUUCGUUUUUCUUUGCAUUUUAGCCGAGGACCUCAAGGUGAAGGAAUCAUUCAACUAAGCUACAAUUAUUUCGACUGCGCAGUGAAAUGGGGCCAGCUUUCCAAAUUACCUAGAGCCACGUUCCUAUCGGAAUUGAAUAAAGCUGUGCAGGCGGUGUUUCCAGGAAUGGUUGUUCCGGAACCACUGGACGUCAAAUUCAAGUACUGGGAAGCGUGCUGGCAAGUAUUAAAUUAAAUCGAUUAUGAAAAAAACUAGAUUCACAGCAACAAGCCCGUAAAAAACUAUGGGUCAAACAGACUGGAAUCAAAGAACGAUUCCCUGCUAGAGAUCUCUCACAACAACAGAAGAAGGAGCCUGAGGAAAGAAGAAGGCCCCCGCCAACCACCGACGCGUGGCCUGCGUGGCUGGCGAAAUUUUUUUUUGCACGUGUGAGGGUUUUGGCGGCGAGGCUGCCAUUCGCACGGACUUUGCCGCGAGAAGCGACCUCCCCCUUCUCCUCACGGCUUUGCUCUGCCAAAAACUUUGCACAUGCUAAAUAACAAUCCCGCAGGCUACCCAGGCCACCGACCGGUUCUGUGCUCAAAACUGACUAAUUUUCAAAACCGUUUAAUGUGCAAUGCGCGUGCCCCUAGACCGCACGCGAUACAUCAAAGACUGCUUGGUUGUCAUUUGCAAAUUUAUUUAAGAAGUUAAACUCUCUUCGCCUGCAUUAAUGCUUGAAAGAAAAGGAGUUUAAAAAUGGGAUGAAUCAGUCUCUCACGCUGUGACACGCCCUAAAGAAAUUUGUAGCCUUAAGACUCCAGCCUGGUCCCAAGAACUUUUCCCUUAGAAAAUGGCCUCUUUUUCUGGGGAAAAAAACUCGAGGGUUACUCCUGGGAAUUUUUCGUGGGCGUAUGCCGCCCGGUUCUCCAAAUCCUGACCCUAUUUCAGGCGAAAAAAUGUCAUUUUUCGCACCAGUUUUCAGACCUGGCCUCUAAGAAAUCAUGUCGUCAUUACUUAGAUUAGAGAGCAACAUAAAAGAUUUCUUAAAAUUCAUUUCGAAUUCGCAUAUUUCUCUUUCUUUCUCACUCAUUUGGAAUUGAAGCUACUAUAAAUACGAUCAUACACUUCCGUAGUUCCCUCGAAAACCAUACCCGAUUCCAGACCGAAAUGGAAAAAGUCUAUACCAGUUUUCAGACAAAAACGGUGCAAAAAACGUAACCUAUAGGGCGGCACAUACCUACAUGGGUUGUAUGAGGGCGUACCUCCCCGGCUAAAAAUUCUCAAAUUCGCUGGUGAUUUUACAUGUUAUGCUGUAUUCAUUUAAAACCUGCGCACUGCAUACCUUAUGAUUCUGUAAGGGGCGGGUGUUAAGGGUGGGGGCGCUUGUCUAAAGAGUGGCGCUGAUUCGAGCAUUUACGUAAUGUUUUAGGCAUUACACAAAGGCAGGAUCUAACGUCAGCCGUCAAGAUACAGAGGAAUGGGCCAAGCGCCCUUUUCCAGGAGAGGAGAUAUACAUCGUCGGUGAAGCGUUUGCGGUGAUCGUGGGAUGGAAUGAAGGAGCCCUCCAAACAGCAUACAAAGCACUAAAGGAAGGAUGGGGAAUAGAUAAGCCAGAACCUUAA
This is a messenger RNA of Porites lobata, 4632 nucleotides long. NCBI's taxonomy places the organism in Eukaryota, Metazoa, Cnidaria, Anthozoa, Scleractinia, Poritidae. The record is from the annotation of a GenBank genome assembly.